Messenger RNA from Aptenodytes forsteri (emperor penguin), 1062 nucleotides. Its product is annotated as zinc finger MIZ domain-containing protein 2. Gene Ontology annotation, biological process: protein sumoylation; regulation of transcription by RNA polymerase II. The annotation marks the transcript as partial. The transcript has 6 exons. The record is from RefSeq and is a predicted model, not a curated record. Gene Ontology annotation, molecular function: SUMO ligase activity; zinc ion binding. NCBI's taxonomy places the organism in Eukaryota, Metazoa, Chordata, Aves, Sphenisciformes, Spheniscidae.
AUGGUGUCCCCAGCAGGGCCGGCCCCCGGGGAGGAGCUGCGGCUGACCUUCCCGGUGCGGGACGGCGUGGUGCUGGAGCCCUUCCGCCUGCAGCACAACCUGGCCGUCAGCAACCACGUCUUCCAGCUGCGUGACUCCGUCUACAAGACCCUUAUGAUGAGGCCUGACCUGGAGCUGCAGUUUAAGUGCUACCACCACGAGGACCGGCAGAUGAACACCAACUGGCCGGCCUCCGUGCAGGUGAGCGUCAACGCCACGCCGCUCACCAUUGAGCGUGGAAACAACAAGACCUCCCACAAGCCGCUCUACCUGAAGCACGUCUGCCAACCCGGCAGGAACACCAUCCAGAUCACAUGCAGCGGGACCAUCCCGGAGACCCCGGGGCCCAACGGUGAGGACGGCGUGGAGCAGACGGCCAUCAAGGUGUCCCUCAAGUGCCCCAUCACCUUCCGGAGGAUUCAGCUCCCAGCCAGGGGCCAUGACUGCCGGCACAUACAGUGGGGGCCCAGUGGGGCCGUGCCCCGGUUUCCCUGCCUGCGAGGGGGUGGUUUCCCUGCCCUCACCCUGCUUCUUCCUACCUGCAGUAAGACGGCCCUGCUGGAGGGGCUGGAGGUGGACCAGUACAUGCUGGGCAUCCUGAUCUACAUCCAGAACUCGGAGCAUGAGGAGAUCACCAUCGACCCGACCUGCAGCUGGAAACCCGUCCCGAUCAAACCCGAUGUCCACGUCAAGGAGGAGCCGGAGGGGCCGGCGCUGAAGCGGUGCCGGACCCUCAGCCCCACGCACAUGGUGCUGCCCAACAUCAUGGAGAUGAUUGCGGCCCUGGGGCCCAGCUCCACACCCUUCCCAGCACUGCCGCCACCACCAGCAGGUGCUGCUGCCGACUACGGCGCCCCAGGUUCCAGCUUUCCGGGACCUGGGGGCUUCCCAGAGCCGUUCCCUCCCCCCGGUGCCCCCGGCACGCCAACGCUGAGCGACUUCGCGCCAGGACCCCCCCCCAUCUCCUACCAGUCCGACAUCCCUGGUGGCCUCCUGGCCCCCGAGAAGCCCCCCGCACCCCCU